Messenger RNA from Ictalurus punctatus (channel catfish), 7001 nucleotides. It is a transcript of the gene ptpro, whose product is annotated as protein tyrosine phosphatase receptor type O. The coding region runs from base 327 to 4175 and encodes 1282 amino acids. The record is from RefSeq and is a predicted model, not a curated record. The transcript is spliced from 27 exons. Gene Ontology annotation, cellular component: GABA-ergic synapse; glutamatergic synapse; plasma membrane. Gene Ontology annotation, biological process: podocyte differentiation; regulation of glomerular filtration; negative regulation of canonical Wnt signaling pathway. NCBI's taxonomy places the organism in Eukaryota, Metazoa, Chordata, Actinopteri, Siluriformes, Ictaluridae. Gene Ontology annotation, molecular function: protein tyrosine phosphatase activity; Wnt-protein binding; cadherin binding.
CGUUGAGUCUCAUUCAGGCUCUCUGUGCCCGGGUUAGUCUCUUCUCUCGGAGCACAAUGGUCAGUAAACGUCUCUCCGACGUGCCACUCUCAAUAAACUAAAAAAACAACAACCCGCCUCGUGCUGCUGUGCGCCGGACCCAUGUGUGGACUCGGAGCGCUGUGACAGGGCUGGGAGAGGGAGGAGAGUGUAUCCGUGUGGAGAACAGUGCUCUUGUGUAGGGUCGCGGCGCGCCAGGCGCCCUGAUGCUGCCAGGGAAAAAAAUCGCCAUUGUCCAACAAAAAGCGCUAGCUAGCAGCUAAAUCCCUGGCUUACACACUAGAAACAUGACUUCGACGCUGCCUCACGUCCUUUCCCUCCUCCUCCUCCUCCUCCUCAGCAUCCAGACCGCCGUUUCAUUCGAGGUGACGAUACAGGAUGACGACUGCAUCGCGAUGACUCUCGAGCCUUCAGAUCUGAGGGAUAACAUCACUGCGUAUGCUGCCAGGAUAUCUGGAGAGCCUCGCACCCACAUCCUGCCCUUCCAGAGGACCAGCGAUGGCCAACCGGCUCCUGCUGUCCUUCUUUAUAACACCACGUACCAUGGGCUCUGUUACACCGUCGGCCUUGUACUCGCCAACGGCUCCACGUGGACCAAGCCGGUCAAGACUGUGACCCUGCUCACGAAGCCUCUUCCAUUGGAGAGCGUGCAGAUCUCAGACUACCAGCCGGCUCCGGAGACCGGCGUGGUGUUCGAGCUGCGCUCGCCGGAGAGAAACAGCUUCAGCCGGGUGAACAUCAGCUACUCCGAGGGCAGAGACCAGCGCUUCAUGCUCUACAAAGAUUUUCAGAAAGGCAAAACGGUUUUUAAGCACUGGUUGCCUGGGACCUGCUACAGCAACAUCACCUUCCGGCUCAUCUCCGAAGCCACGGUCAACAAAAGCACCCUGGUGAAAAAGAGCGACGUGAUCCACGAGCCACAUCGUCACAGGACAGUACCCAACCCGCCUCUCAACGUGUCCCUGAAGAUCGUCCACCUCAAUGAAGGAGGCUUGCCUGUGACUAACUGGCGCGAUAAGGCGUCCCCUGACGCCCGUCUGCCACGAAAGGCUCGUGAAGUCCCCCUAAUGGAGGAACAGCUAGAAACAGAGGCGCGAGACAAACCGGAAGACCGCAGACCCGACGAGGAGUUGCAGUCGGUCACCCAGGGACCUCUUGCUACCGCUGAGAGCCUAAACAGCAGCACAGAAGCGCCAUUUGUUAACGCCGUAAACGCAUACACACCUACAGAGAGUGUCCCCGCUAACACCAGCGACGUGUCCGAGAGCAGGAAUUCCACUGCCUCGUAUUGGCCGACGGGAGGUCCCUCCCCCGCCGAAGGGGAGUAUGAGUUUGUGAAUGGAGUGGCUCCGGAGUACGAAGACUCGAAGGAGUUGGGCUCAGCCAUGGAUCUCAGCCCAGAGCCCACUGACGGGUCCAACAGACCGCCUUCGAUUCGGCUGGAGCUUCGCUGGCUGCCUCCUCCGCCGCCCGCCACGACCGACGGCUUUAACGUCUACGUCUCUCGAGACGGCGACCCGACCGAAACGGCGGUAGUGGACGAGAACACGCACGAGUUCUUUACCGAGCUGUCGGAGGCCGGGACGUACCGUGUUCUAGUCACCUCCGUCAGCUCCUCGGGAGAGUGUGAGCCCCGAGAGAGCGCACCACAUCGAGGAUUCACCUUCUACCUCAGUCCUACCGGCGAGUGGCUGGAGCAGCCCAAGGAGCGUCCGCAGGCGGUGAGUGUGAAAAUGCUGGGGAAGAGCACGGCCUCCGUAUCCUGGGCUCCGUCCACGCAGGGCCACAACGGCAGCCUCGUCUCAGUGGUAUCUCUGACGUGCCUCAAGCCCAGCCUCAGCCAGCGCAUGGAGACCACCUACUGCUCUGAGGAAAACACCACCAGUGACAUCAUCGUUAACCUGACUCCUGGUGCUCAGUACAGAGUGGUGGUUUAUCACACCAACGGACCCCUGAUCAGCCCCCCCUCCGAACCAGUCAUUAUUGAUAUCGAGCCAACAGGAGUGCGAGACCUGGUGGUGUACCCCCUGAGUCCCACGGCAGUCAUUCUGAGCUGGCAGAGGCCGUACAACGUGGCCUUCCGCAAAUACGUGCUGCAGACCUUUUACUUCAACUCGGCCAUGCAGACCGCCCAGUGGACCACGUACUACGAGAUCGCUGCUACCGCCUCCGUCAUCGCCUCUGUGAGAGUGACAGAUCUCUUGCCCGCAUGGUACUACAACUUUAGAGUGACCAUGGUGACCUGGGGUGACCCUCCUCUCAGCUGCUGCGACGGAUCCACCGUGAGCUUCGUUACAGCCCCUGAGGCACCCCACAUCUCCUCAGUGGAUUACUCCCACGGGGUACUGUACGUGCGCUGGACCUACGGCGAUCUCUUCACCGAUCUGUCCCACUCCAGGAUGCUGCACUGGCAGGUGCUGGCUGAAGGAAAGAAAGGCUCCAGGAGACGCUUCUCUACAGAUGUGAUGCGCAACGUAAUGAAGGCUGCGCUUGCGCUCCCUCCCGGCGACAUCUACAACCUGACGGUCACGGCUUGUACAGAACGCAGCCGCAACACCUCCAUACCCCACAUCCUGAAACUGGAUCCAGCACCUCCCAAGUCCCUGUACGCGGUCAACGCUACACACUCUGCCGUCACUUUGCUCUGGACCGAGGAGGGAGUAGUGGACUUCUACCAGGUCAGCUGCAGGCAACUCGGGCCCAUCACACAACUCAAGGCUGCUGAGCCCCAGACUGCCCACUCCCAUGUGGUAACUGUGAACAACCUGCAGGCCUCCACCUCCUACAACUGCAGCGUGAUCAGUUACAGCUACAGCACACCCAGCGAACCCACCUACAUUACCAUCAGCACUCUGGCUCAGGAGAUGAACCCCAGCAUAGCUGCUAUCUCAGCACUGGCUGUGCUCAGUGUGCUACUCAUCAGCCUUCUGGUGCUCUUUCUACUGGUGCUGCGCAAAAAGCACAUGCAAAUGACCAGGGAAUGUGGGGCAGAAACCUUCGUCAACUUCGCCUCCUUUGAGCGUGAUGGGAAACUUCCUUACAACUGGCGAAGGAGCCUCUUUGCCUUCCUUACUCUUCUGCCAUCCUGCCUUUGGACUGACUAUCUUUUGGCUUUUUAUAUUAAUCCAUGUGGUAUUGUGAUAAAUGUAGCAAGGCACAGUUCAGUAAAGUGUCCUGGACCUUUUUGUACCUGUAGGAGCAAGACUGCUCUAAAGAAAAGGAAGCUAACAAGCCCAGUGCAGCUGGAUGACUUCGAGGCCUACAUUAAAGACAUGGGCAAAGACUCUGCGUACAAGUUCUCCCUGCAGUUCGAAGAGCUGAAGAGUGUUGGCCUGGACCUUUCCCACGAUGCCGCAGAUCUGCCAGUAAACAGACCCAAGAACCGCUACACCAACAUCUUACCCUACGACUUCAGCCGUGUCAAGCUCAUCUCGAUGCACAAUGACGAAGGCUCCGACUACAUCAAUGCCAACUACAUUCCAGGCUACAAGUCACCGCGCGAGUACAUCGCCACGCAGGGGCCGCUCCCGGAGACGCGCAACGACUUCUGGAAGAUGGUGAUGCAGCAGAACUCGCGCGUCAUCGUCAUGCUGACUCAGUGCAACGAGCGCCGCAGGGUGAAGUGUGAUCAUUACUGGCCGUUCACGGACGAGCCGGUGUCCUACGGCGAGAUCACGGUGGAGAUGCUGUCCGAAAGCGAUUCUCCCGAGUGGACCGUCAGGAAUUUCCGCCUCAGCUAUGCAGACGAGGUGCAGGACGUGCUGCAUUUUAACUACACGUCCUGGCCCGACCACGGUGUGCCCACGGUGAACGCCAUCGAAAGCAUCCUGCAGUUUGUGCAGUUAGUGCGCCAGCAGGUGAACAGGACCAAAGGACCAGUUACGGUCCACUGCAGUGCUGGUGUGGGUCGUACAGGCACGUUUAUCGCGCUGGACCGGCUGAUGCAGCACAUCCGGGAGCACGAGUACGCCGAUAUACUGGGCAUGGUAUCAGAGAUGCGCUCGCAUCGACUCUCGAUGGUGCAAACAGAGGAACAGUACGUCUUCAUUCAUCAGUGUGUCCUGCUCAUGUGGAAGAAGAAAAAACAGCAGAGUCUCACCAGCGACGUCAUCUACGAGAACGUCACCAAGUCUUAAGGGCAGCCGGGACACGUGGACGCAAAGCUCUAAUGACGCCCUGCACUCUCCUUUGCUUCAGGCAUUUAUUCUCUGCAGAAAGGCCUACUAGAUAAACACCAAAAUAAAUAAAGACUGCAGCAGAGGAGUUGAAGAAACCACCCAAGCUAUUCUACAUUCUAUUGUCUCAACCAGUGAAGGCACAAUAGGACAAAAAAAAAAAAAAAAAAAAAAAAAAAAACAACAACCAUGCCUUAAGGAAUUCACAACAACGUCCAGGCUGCUUUCUUUCAGCAGAGUCACUGCAGCGGUUCCAGAGAGAGUGUUUGUGGCUGUUUGAAGAGUGCUGGCCAAAUGGGACAGAAAACAAACAAAAAAAAAAAAAAAAAAGAGAAAGGACUUUUAGCAUUUAGUUUUUAUUCUCAGGAUCGUCUGCAAGCACCAAUCCCGUCUGCUGUUGCUACCACACCCAGCGGAGGCGUGAGGAGGUCCGGGUGCUCGUCAUGGACGUCUCUGAGGGCGUUAGGGCGCCAGAAUUUCUGAGACUAUUUCGCAUCCAUCCAAACUCAUCAUAGUAUUAGUAUUCAUUGCCUUGGUUCCUGAAGCUGCAUCAGACUUUUCAACGGUCACACUGCCACUCCCUGGAAGGGACAUUCAGUACAAGCGCGCGCGCAUGUGUGUGUGUGUGUGUGUGAGCAUUCUCUACUGCUGUAUUACUCUUGAUAAGCUACUCUUUGGUACGACUACUAGAACCUGAAUAUUGGAUAUUCCCGCGUUCGCGAAACGAUAACCUUCCGAGGUGACCGGUCUGUCUGGUUCCGUGUACUUUGCACUGAUUAUCUGUAAGUGUACGCUGCGCUCUAGCGAAAACAUGUAAGUCACGUCAUCGUACUGCGCUUCCUCUCCUGUCCUCACAACGUCUCCCGCUAGACGAACGACAUCCACGCCGGUUCCACAGUAGAAGAACCAUAUCGACGCCGAGGAGACGGGGUGUGCGUGCGUGCGCGUGUGGUGUAGUGGACGUUGCCAUGGCAGAGCUCUCAUAACUCUGGUGUGGAGCUGGAAUGUACGCAUCAUCCUUUCGUGUAUAAGGAAGCCUGGCUGAUGCCAAGACUUUAAACGUAAACAAAAAAAAAAAAAAAAAAAAGAAUACUCGAAAGAUUUGUUUCGAGUUCAGCUCACUUGGGUCCGACCAAACCGGAGUGUGAAACAUAUCCCGUCAUGUAGAGAUAUGUAGGAUGUAAUGUUGAUUUUUUUCGUUUGUUUUUUUUAUUAUUUUUUUAAACAGCAAAGCUGGUGAAGCCGGUCGAGUUCAUCUAGAACGUCCCGUGUUUAUGCUUACGUGUGGAAAAAGCAGUAUGGGCAAGAUAAUUACGGCAGUGGAAUCACGUACUGGUUUCAUAUCACAUGUUGAAAAUGACUUCAGCACCUGUAUUGCACAUUCCCAUGUAUGCAAGUGUUGGUACUGGCGGUGUACUCCAGCAACUUCAGCAACAGGGGAAGAAAAUAAUAAUAAUAAUAAUAAUAUCUCCCAUAAUAAGGUACAAGUAUAAAGUCAUUCUAAACAAAUGAUAUUCGGCUUAGUUUUUUUUUUUUAUGUUACAAAGCCUUAAAGCUGUCUCUUACUUCAUAUUAAAGAAAAGAAAUGGAUGGAGUCCGUGAUCUUCAUAUUUAACUAUAUCUAAAACUGUUACAUAUUGCCUAUUGUACCGAGUAAUAUUCGCAUAAUAUUACGUAUACGCCGAGAAUUUCACCGCUCGAUUAUCCAGUCCACGACAAACCUAUACAUAGAUGGAGAAGACCUACAAAUAUAAGGGCCAGUGUUUGCUCUUCAAGUUUCACGCCUUUUUUUAAAAAUAAUAAUAAUAAUAAUACUUCUUUAAACGUAGUGUAUGUCGAGCUGUGUCCGAUUUGUCUUUGGUGCCAUUUUAUUUUAUUUUUUUUCAUGCAACGCAUCACUUUAAGCCUGAGCUGAGAUCACUGUUCAUCCUCUCAGUUUUAACGUGUGUGGUUAUUGGAAACGAAACAAUAAAGAAACCCGUUGAAUAUGUUUGUCUGGAAGAAUGUUCCUUAGAGAAAUGUGUGUACCUGCUGUCUCACAGCUAAAGCCUGCCCUCUAGUGGUGCUUUCAGUUAUUUCCUGAUCCUGGCGUACACGCAACAGAAGCCCUGGCUCGCGUCGCGUCGCCGCAUCCGCCUGACCGUUACAGCUGUUCCUCUACAAAAGGCAAGAGCAUUAAAACACACCCAGUCACAAACCCAUGCAAGGCAGUGUAGAUCUCAUAGAUUUCUUUAUUCAUUCUGUAGAUCUUUACCAGUUCGUUUCUUCUCAUCGAAGCUCCUUCCGUUUAAGCGCUAGUUUAUAAUCCUAGGAAGCGUCCAGCGGGAGAUGAGGAAGUAAAAUGAGCUAUUCGUUUAGUGCUGUUUAAGAUCCUGUACGGUAUGGACAUGGCACUUGAGUCACUAAGAAUCCGGCAAAAAAAAAAAAAAAAAAAAAAAACGUGUUGAGAAACGUUGUACCGUAAAGCUGAAUCUUACUCUAGAGUCCUUCUGGCCGUCACGUCGGUCGGUCGGUCGGUGUUCGGAGAGAUAUUCAGGUUGAGUCGAAUCGGUAACGGAUACGGAACGAACACGCUUUCUGAAUGCCGUCGUAAACGUUUCAAAUCAAACCGGUGACGAUCGUAUGCCAAAAGAAACGAUAUGAAGCAGAGUACUAAACCAUUCUGUCCAGAUGAUUAUACAUGCAGCUGUUUCCAAUGCAACACUAGUACAAAAAAAAAAAAAAAAAUCCCUGAAAACGUAUCUACGGUGUUAGACGGGGCGGACGGACAGAAACGCAUGUUCGUGG